AUGUCACAGUACAAUAAUGGCUGCUACGAUGUGUUUCCUGUCGAAGAUCCCGAUGACACUGGAUUGUCCUCCUCAUCUUAUCCAUCCUUUCUUCAAGCGCAGAGUGUAGCCUUCCAACGCUUUGCGCCUCAGGAUGAUGUCGUUGUUGGAGAGGACGAGUCGGCUGCCAUUGCCGCUGCUUUGGCGGCUUCGGAACGUGAGGAAGAAGAGCGACAACGCAAACGAAAAGCAGACGAACAGGAACAAUUUGCCCGUCAACUCCAACGGGAAGAACAGUGUCAUGCCGACCAGGAAUUGGCAAAAGCCAUGGAGGUUUCGGCCAAGGAAGCCGAUACGCGGGUGGUGCACCAACAGUUGGAGGAUGCUCUGACCAGUGAUCAGGAUGCACGACAAAAAGAACGACACGUGGGAUCUUGGGAUUGCUUGCACUGCACGUACCAGAAUCAACCCUAUGAACCAACCUGUACUAUGUGCUCACAGGCGCCGCCUCCGGGGACUCUGGUCUUCCAGCACAUUCCCGCCACGCUCCGGUUUGGACUGGAAUUGGAACUCUUUAUUACGAGUGGCAAACGAGAUGGAUUCAAAUUGGGCUGGAUUGCAAAAGAGCUGUCCAAAAUGGGACCUCCGUCGGUGGAGUACGCCGGAUAUUCCCAUGAAACAUCCCAGCAUUGGAAAAUUGUCACGGAUGGCAGUUUGCGAGGACACAAUCAUCAUGACUUGUGCUUUGAGUUGGUGUCGCCAGUACUGCAGGGAAAUGAGGGAUUGUCGCAACUGCGCAUCAUGCUGGAGCAUGUGCGCAAAUUGGGCAUUGCCACCAAUCGGACGUGUGGCUUUCAUUGUCACGUCGAUGCCACCGAGACGCCUCUGGCAGACAUUCGACGCAUCGCACAGUGCUUUGUGGCUCUGGAGAAUGCCUUUGACUUGCUGGUGGCCGGCAACUAUCAUCGACGAAAUGCCGACCAAAAUCAAUACUGUCGCUCCAAUCGUAUCGCCUUUGGACGACUCUCCAAUAAACAACGAUGGGAAAAACUACAAAGUGCACAUUCCACACAACAACUCGUCCAAUGGAUGAACCCGGACCAGGAUCGUUAUCGAAAACUCAAUCUUACCAAUCUGGUGAAUCCAAAUCGCCCGUCAACGAUGGAAUUUCGGCUUCAUGGGGGCGUCCAGGAAUUGAGAGAAGCCGAGGCAUGGGUGCGGUUGUUGUUGCGAUUUUGUCACAAUGCUCCCACAUCUACUACUAGUAGUACUAGUAGUAUGACAGCACUCCGAGAAGAAGCCACUCCAGCCGAAGAACUCGCGCUCUUGUGGGAUCUUGUCAAUUGUCCGGGAUUGGAACAGUUCUAUGUCUACAACCGCAAACUGUUCCAAGCCAAACAACUACAAAACAAAUGGCGUUGUAAGAGAUGUCACAAACCAUUUGAGACGAGUCGAGCUCUCUCGCAACACGCCCAAGCGACGGGACAUACAUGA
Messenger RNA from Seminavis robusta, 1473 nucleotides. NCBI's taxonomy places the organism in Eukaryota, Bacillariophyta, Bacillariophyceae, Naviculales, Naviculaceae. The record is from the annotation of a GenBank genome assembly.